Daphnia magna is the source of this 594-nucleotide messenger RNA. RefSeq lists its product as uncharacterized. Lineage: Eukaryota; Metazoa; Arthropoda; Branchiopoda; Diplostraca; Daphniidae. Bases 148 to 417 code for a protein of 89 amino acids. The record is from RefSeq and is a predicted model, not a curated record. The transcript has 2 exons.
CUAUAAUCGCCGUGCAACGCUCUCAGUAACCAUAAUGGGCCAAUAAAAAGGGCGUUCAGUGUUCAAGUCUGAUGUUCACUUGCGGAUCUCUACUCGCAUCGUUUCAACAAACCAAAAUACGCUCUUAAAUCGUAUCAACCUCCCACCAUGUACGAAAGUUCAAAAAUGAAAUUCUUGUUGGCCGUUUGCGUCUUGAUGGCCUUUCUCCCGCUGUCAACAGUAGCCGGCCCGUUGGUUUACGGAAUUUGUCAGACGGGAUGCAACGCUGGCGCUGUGGCCUGCUAUGCCGCUGCAGGUUUCACAUUCGGUGCCGUUACGGCCGGAGCCUCAACGCCUCUCGUCAUUAUGGGCUGCAACGGCGCUCUAGGAAUUUGCAUGGCCGGCUGCGUGGCUGCUGGAUUCACUCCUACGCUUUGAAUGUCUUUUGAUGGUGUUUUUGCGGUACAGGCUAUUAAGCAACCACAUUUGUAUACAAUCAUCUUUGUAAGUUUCUUUGCCGAUAUGUACUUGACAUGCCCUUUUGUUAGGCAUCGGCACACAGUUCUAGUCUUUUAGUUUUAGUUCACAGAGAGAAAAUAAAAAGUAGAAAAAUCA